This is a messenger RNA of Bombyx mandarina (wild silkworm), 1166 nucleotides long. It is a transcript of the gene Wbp2, whose product is annotated as WW domain binding protein 2. Lineage: Eukaryota; Metazoa; Arthropoda; Insecta; Lepidoptera; Bombycidae. The record is from RefSeq and is a predicted model, not a curated record. Gene Ontology annotation, molecular function: phosphatidylinositol-3-phosphate binding; transcription coactivator activity; chromatin DNA binding. Gene Ontology annotation, cellular component: nucleus. Gene Ontology annotation, biological process: positive regulation of DNA-templated transcription.
AUGUCUUUAAAUACCGCUCACGCCGAUCACGGAGUUUUGAUACACGCAGGGGAAUGCAUCAUCUUGUUUUCUGACAAUGUGUCAGUUGAAUUCUAUGGGAAUGAUACACCAGAGUUUAAGGGGAUCAAGGAGGGACGGAUGUACCUCACUACUCAUAGAAUGAUUUACAAUUCAAAGAAGAAUACAGAUGCCAUGAGAUCAUUCAGUUUUCCUUUUAUUGCAUUGCAAGAUGUAACUGUGGAACAACCUAUGUUCUCUGCCAACUGUAUAAAAGGUAAAGUUCGUGCCCAACCUAAUGGCAACUUUAUUGGUGAGGUCAAAUUCAAGCUUACCUUCAAAUCAGGAGGUGCUAUUGAGUAUGGACAAGCCAUGUUAAAAGCUGCUCAUCUUGCUUCUCGUCAUAUGGCAGCUGGUGCUUCGCCACCUCCUUAUACCCCACCGACUGGACCGUGGCAAGCCGCACCACCACCAGCAUAUGCACCUCCUCCACAAGGAUAUUAUGGAUGGGUGCCACCUUAUUCUGCUUUUCCAGACCAACCUCCACCAAACUCAGUAUUCGUGUCGAAUACCCCACCUCCCUACCCUGGCGUGACUGGAGCAUCUUACCCGACGGGCCCAGGGUUUUCCGGGGGUGGUGGGUUUGUGGUUCCAGGAGGGGCUCCUCCUGGCUACCCGGGAGCAUCAGCGCCACCACCCGGAUAUCCAGGGGGUUUCGCAGCUUCAGCACCACCAACUGGCAUGUCUUCUGCUGAUGCUAAAGCAGCUGAAGCAGCUCAGAGUGCAUACUACGAUCCAAACAGGCCACAAACAGCAUAUGUGCCACCACCUUAUAAUGAUCAGCCACCGACCUAUCAAGAAUCUACGUCGAAAAAGCAGAAUUAAUGCACUGUCCGCAUUAUCACAUGAAACCAUGGCUGUCGGAUAACCCAAAGAGUAUUAGACAAUAAAAUGUAAAAGUUCAUAAAAGCUUUUACGUCUCCUUUGGGUGUUACAAGUGGUAAAUUAAAUCUAACCACUACAACUGGUUUACAACCCAGAGAAUAUUUGGAUUUAUAAAAUUAUAAAAAUUAAUUAUUCUUUGCAAGAUGACAUUAUACCAUUUUUAUGAAUAAAGCAAUUGUGGUAAAGAAAUGUAAAAAAUAAUAAUUAAUGUAAUCAAUGCAUUC